AUUCUGAGCUGUCGUAAGCACUACUGGUAAGGAGGUUGUAGGCAUUACUAGUAUACAAUACGAAGUCCAUAAUUAAAGGGAAUUUUUCGAACAAAACCCCUUAAUUUUACUCCUAGCCGUCAGGACUUCACGUAAGAUAUACCUAUUGGAUACCGGUAUGGCAUAAGUAUGGUCCCCCUUACUUAUGCCUUACCACUAGGGCAUAUGUAUAGAACACAUGUAAUGUAUAGUUAUAUCUCAGUUAAUUAAGGCAUAUGAGUAUGCCUUACAUAGGCCCUACAUAUUAUGGCUUACAUAGGUCAUAAUUAACCCUUACUUUGUUAUAAAGUAAGGCUCACGUGUAGCUCAUGAUAGUCUUACGUAAGGUAUUCUUGUAAGUUUUAUGUAUCCUAUACUUGUAAUGUGUAAGUCAAUAUUACAAAAAAAAAAUAAAAAAGACAACUUUCGUCCUUUUUUUAGUGGUAAUACCACCCACCAACCACCUCGCACCUCUCUACUAUUAUUGUAAAGAACUCUAACUACCAAUCUAACACAUUUUUAGUUGGAGAAAGACUCUUCCUUACCUUGCCGCUGAUGAGAUUCGAACCUGCUAUAUUCCGUAUACGAGUCCACUGCCUUAACCACUGAGCCAAUUCCCAUAUGAGAUCUACUUCGCAAAGUUUCCUCAUAAGGUGCGUCUCAUGAGUGAAAUGUAUGGCAUACGUAAGCAGUUUUUAAUGAUUUUACGAUUUCAAAAUUCCAUUUCUUGAUACCCUUUCUAUUUCUUUACAUAUGUCAUACAAAGCAAUAAGCUUAUGAAAACCAUUUUGCACUACUUUAACAGAUCUGCCAAGGGAUCAAUCGUUAAAGCAGUAAACUUGCAUGAAUAUAGUUAUGGUUGCACGUUCUGCAGGUUCGACAGAGUCUUUAAAAGAAAUCUAAGUAACAACUUUUUUCCUAAGAAAAGCUAUAGUAUUGUUUUUACUUUAACAGUUCAAAAAUUGAUUAAAAAUACAUUCAUACAAUGAAAAUACAUUUCAAGUAUCGUACUAUUGUUCUACAAUAUGGUGACGUCUGUGUAUAGAACAUGUAAAAUGGCUUAGGUUUAUACCUUACGUAGUCAAUACAAGAAACACUAUACUAUGACAUACAGAUGAAGUUGUUUCAGAUAGUCCUUACAUAUUACCUUCCUGUAUGCAAUACUUAUUCUCUACAUAGUACACCUUCCAAAAAGAUAUGUUUCAUUUUUUAUCACAAUUAUGUAUUAAAAACUUCGAUACAAUGUUAAUAAUACUUUAAUUCACUCUGGACAAACUUCAUGUUUAGUGAAAAUAAUUUUGAAUAUAUGAACCGCCAGUGUUUGGCAGCUGUCACCCGGAUAUCGAAGUGCUGGAUAUCGAAGAGUCUACUGUAUGUAAAUUUGCUCUAGAGGUGAACAAAAAAUUAUUGAAUUCUCGAUAAUUUGUAUAACAUUUUGCCCUAAAUGCCCAAUUGAGAGAGAGUCUUCAUUUCAAAUUUAACUUUUGCAAAAUUGGUCAUUUCUCAGCCAUCGAAAUGGAUUUACAAUGUAAUAGUCUUUAAAUUUGAUAUACAUAUUUUAUGUGAAUUUGUUACUUAGGCCUUUUUCCAGUUUUUAGUUCAUACGAAUAUUAUAUUGAACAUUAACUGGUAUGUAAACAUUGUUUAUAACAGAUGUAUUUUUUAUUUAUUGCAUUCAAAAGCAAUACAAGUACAGCAUAAUUGCACAUUACAAGAAAUGUAGUAGUACAAUAUAGUCUACAAGAUGUUGGUAUACCCUUCGCUUAUUCAUUUUGUUUAGACUUCUUGAAGUCACUUCGUAUGAAUGCCCUACUUAAUGUCCAUGUAUGGUCUAUGUAAUCGUAAAUUGAAGUCAUUUCUACUUUUUGGCUACAAAAUGAUUACAUAUAUGGAAUACAUGCUGCUUACAUGUAAUGACUUAUAUGAAGUCACUACAUGUAUUCCUUAUAAAAACCUUACAUAUUACUCUAAAGUAAUUACUUACAUGAAUGAUGUAAGUAAUGUUUACAUUUUACCUCUACAAGUUCCUUUAAAACACAUUACUUGUAAUGAAUGCUCUAGAUAGUGCUUACAUGUAAGGUCAGAAUUUUUAUAGGGUAAACUGAUUUAUUGAUCAACAUAGAUUUUAGUACAAGAUGUAUGAAACUAAUCUUUUGGAAAAAUUCAUCUAAUGAAGUCACAGUUCCACAUUCCUCUAAUACCGGGUAUUACCACAAUUAUCAUCUCUUGCUCAGCAAAUUCUCAAUGUCCAUUUCCUAUUAGGAAGAAAAAGAUGUGGAGAAUGGGUUCAUUCUUUGCUAUUUCUUUUGAGAAAGUAGUAAUUUUAUUAGCAACUCAUACAUUGUAGUGUUCCAAAUGGUUCAAAAUCGUCACUACAAAUUUUUCUCCAGUGUCUUUUAAUUUUUUUUCUUUUGGUUCGGUAUGUGCACUUAUGUAUAUAUGUAUGUGUAAUUGGGGAGGAGGGGAUUUAUGUUGAAUGUGGUUGUUUGGGGAAUUGCGGUGUUUGAAAAUGGGGGGAAACUGUUACGUUGAUUGUAAGUUAACGCAUGCGCUCCAUUCAGUCUCUCUCAUCUCAAACAGCAGGGAGUAUUGGCUUGAGGCAUUUCAGCAAUCAGAAUGGAAAUUUUAUUUAGUUCUCUACUUGUUCGUGUAAAAGAAGAAUAAGGAACGAAAAAAAAGCAAGGAAAAGACGGAGUAAAUUGGUAUUUAAGAAGGGAAAAAAAAAGAGAUAUUGGAGCAGUACAACUGCAGCUCCUAGAACAGCAUACCCUGGGGCUCCACCACCAACUGCUGCCCUAAAAGGGGGUCAGAGACCUGCCAUGACUAGUCCGGCUGGCGGAAUUGCAGGGACUCCGUACCGAGGAGCUAGUUGGACGGCGCAGGGAUAUGCCCCUGCCCAGCAAGCAUACAGAUAUUCAGCCCCACUUCCGCAGCCCGCAUAUGCAGCAUAUACACCACACACAACCACGUACGGACAGCGAGUUCCGACAGCUGCAUCGCCUAGUAAUACCAACUCAAGCAGCUCAUCCAACACAGGAUCCCAAAGUGGAACUUUAAGUACUAGUCUGAGUAAUACGAACACGAACAACACAAUGGGUCCCAAUGGCACGCCGCAAGUGCAGGAACAAUUGUCCAAGACUAAUUUGUACAUUCGUGGACUUCAGCAGGGCACUACUGAUAAAGAUUUGAUUAGCAUGUGUCAACAGUAUGGAACGAUAAUCUCAACAAAAGCUAUUCUUGACAAAACAACAAACAAGUGUAAAGGAUAUGGGUUUGUUGAUUUUGAGUCACCGGCUUGUGCCGAGGGAGCCGUGAAAGGGCUCCAAGCAAAGGGCAUCCAAGCUCAGAUGGCCAAAGUGGGUAUCUGGGUGCUACAUAGGCCGGCCAUUCAACAAGAGCAAGACCCAACAAACUUGUAUAUUGCUAAUCUACCACCAACUUACAAAGAGACAGACUUGGAAAAUUUACUGUCAAAAUAUGGACAAGUAGUAUCUACGAGAAUUCUUCGUGAUCAACAGGGCCAGUCCAAAGGUGUAGGCUUUGCACGAAUGGACUCACGCGAAAAGUGUGAAUCGAUUAUACAAAUUUUCAACGGUACACAACUUCAAGGUGCCAAAGAUCCGCUUCUUGUUAAAUUUGCCGAUGGUGGCUCAAAGAAGAAGAAUGCAUACAAAAGUCCCGAUCCAAAUGCACGUACAUGGAGGGAUGUUACUGAGAGAAUUUACUCGUCCAGUCAACGUGCUUUUCAAGAGGCCUACAACAUGUUUGCCGUUCAGCCUCAGCCUUGCUUGCACCAGGAAGUUCGUGACACCUAUACCCCCUAUAAGGGAAUUCCAGUGGCUUACGAUCCAGCUCUGCCUCAGAAUGGUGUUAGUGUAAAUGUUGGAACGACUAUUGGGGUGCCGUAUACGCGCUUUGGGACACCCCAGGUGGGUGGAUAUGCCCUACCCGGCUCCCAAUGGGUUCCAAGCUACAUGAUGGCCCAACCAAUGGCACCGGUGGAUGAUCAACAGUACAUGCAGAUGACGGCGGCUCCGCAUUUGGGAGUGAGUCCGGCUUAUAAGCCCGAUGGUGUCACUCCAGUGCAGCCCCGUGGGAUCUCGAUGGUGAUGAGCAGUGAUGCCGCUGGCGUACCCUACGGUGCCAUGAUGCCCCAACUCGCCACCCUUCAGAUCGGAUCUUCGUACAUUAAUCCGCCGUACCCAUACUAUCCACCAACAAUUAUACCCACAAUGCCAAUACCAGAUUCCGAACAAGCGAGUACUGCUGCAUCCCCAGAUGAAGCAUAUACUCAAUAUCCUCAUCCGGCUGCGCCUAAGUAGAUGAUGAAAAGCUUUUGCAUUCGAAUACCUCAAAUUUAAUUCAUCCAUUUGAGAUGAUUAUAUAAUUUGAUGAUAAUUUUUGGGCACGACAAUUUCCUUAUUUUAGGAUCACAGUUUGCAAAAAAGAAAAAAAAACUGAUGAUAUGUUGUGUGUAAGAUCAUUGAAAUGUGGAAUUUGUAAUUAUUGAUGAAAAGGAAAGAUAAAAGGAAGAAUAGAGAUGAUAAAAAAAAUUGCACAGAUGAGAAUGAGACCAUAUUUGAAAUAUGGUAAAGAAGAAAAAAUAAAGAUUAUAUCCCUAAAACAUGAUGAUCUUGAUUAGAUUUUCAAAGAAAGGAAAAAAAUAGAAGAUAAAAAGAAAAUGAAGGAGAAACAUUCUGAUGAUGCAGUUUGUAACUUGUCUCAUUUUUCAUUGGUCUUUUCUUUAGAUUUUUUUAAAAUUUUUUUUUUAUAGUUUUGUAAAGUCGAAGAAGUGUUUUGUGUCUGAAGGAUGUAUUUCAGAUGAAUUUGUGAUGUUUUCUAUUGAUUUUUAUUUUAAUUGUAUCUGUAUUUGGAUAUUAGGAAAUAUAAAAGUAAAUUAUAGAAUUUUUUGCAAAUUCAAAAAUUGUUGGAACCAAAGUUUUAAAGAAGAUUGUUUGAGAGGAAGAGGGGAAAAAAGAAUAAAAUUCAAUAGAAAAAGCACAAUUUUAUCGAAAUACAAGAAUGCUUCGUGUGAUUAGAUUAAAUCUAGUUAAUUUAUUCAAUAGACUUUUUAAUUUUUUUUUUUAAUUAAAUAGGAUUUGAAUUUUAAUGAUAAAUUUAUGGCGCUACUGUGGAAAAUAUUCUCUCAAAGAACUUUUUGUCUUAAAAUGUUUUUGGGAAAUUGAAUGGGUCAAAAUUUUUAUUUGCUGUAAAUAGUUUUAUAAUUUAUCAAAGGAAGCAAAAUUUUUCAGCACUGAAAAAGAAGAAAAAUAUUUAUAGAAAUAUUUUUUCCGUAUUUUGUGGGAUUGUUUGAAGGGGGAAAAACAAUUGGGAUACGUGCAAUUUUACACAAAAAAAAAAUAACAACAUGAAAAAUUUACUACAAAUUUUUAAAGACUUUUUUGCAAAGAGGAACCUAAAAAAGUUUUUUUUUUUUUUUUUGAAAUUGCAGAUAAUAAAGAUUUGAGGUUAUCUCUCGCUUUUCACGUGUUACCACAGCUUUUUUUUUGAGUAGGAUAAUAAAUUAUUUUCCUUAAAUAGUAGAAGAAGAAUUAAAAAAAAAAAGAUGUUUUAGGGUGAAAGAAUAAAAUCGGACAAGAAUGAAUGAAGAGAAAGAAAUUGAAGAAAUUUUUGGGAAAGACAAGGAAUUGACUUUAUUAAAAGAAAAAUUGAGCAGUGAUCAAUUGAAGUCAUAACUUUUCACUUUCCUAAAUGCGAAAACACAUUUUUUUGUUGUUGAAAAACUUUCGAAUGCAAUUUAAAAAUAAUUUAAAACAUAAAUAACAAUAUGAUUUAUUGUAGGCUUUUAAGGGUGCCAUAAAGUCUCGAUGUGUUUUUUUAUUGAAUAUAUUUUUAUGUGUUGUUGUUUAUGAUUGUUUUUUUUAUUUUCCAAUUUUUUUUGUAAAAGAAUUUGUGAUUUUUUUUAUGUUAUUUAAAUAUUUAAAUUACUGCAGAUAUAUUUAUUUUUUACCCUCACAAUCUCCUUUUUUUAUUUUUCAAAUUGCAUUAUUUAUUAGGGGAAAAGUUUAUAUUCAAACUUGUCAAAUUUAUUGGUCAUUGCUCAAUUUUUUUUGGAAAAAAAGAAAUAUUUUUAACUCUUUUUUGAGGACUAAUUAAAAUGCUAUGUGCGCCAAGCGUUUAUCAUAAAAGAACAUUAAAAUCAAUGAUAUCAGAUUUGACGUGAAAAUAAAAAUAAUUUCAUGAAUAAAACAAAAAGAUACAAAAAAUAGAAAAAUCUGAGAGAGAAAAAUGCAAAAGAAUGAUAAUUAAUCUAGUCUUGAAUUUCACAAUAACUGAAAGGAUUAAAAAAAGAAUGAGAAUGUGCAGGAUAGAAGAAAAACAAUCUAUAGGGCACCCCAAGAAAUAUUUAUGAUUUUUUUUAAGGUUGAAAAUAAAAAAAAAAUUAACACAUUGUAGGCAAAAUAAAACCUUUUUUGACAACGCAUUGAAGAGGAGCUUUUCGUAAAUGAUAGAAAACAGAAGCGAAAAUUUUUAUUUGAUAUUUUCUCGAUGAGAAAAAAAGAAAUAUUUAAAAAAAACAUAUAUUAUACUAGAAAGAUUCUGAGAUCAGAUAAAAAAAAUGAAAGAUUGAAAAAGAAAAAAAACUAAAAGGUUAACUCAGAAAUAAAACCGUUCGAUAUAUAGUCUCCCUCAAUUUCACAAGAAAAAUUUUAAAAAAGAAAAAAAUCCAUUAGCUAAAAUACAAAACAAAAAAAACUAAGAAAGGAAUCUUCCAAGGAAAAAAAAAUUAUGUAGGUAAAAAAGCAAAUUUUUAAUCAACUUUUGAAGGCCACUGUGCCUAAGUAAGACAAAAACAAACAAAAAAAAAAUAACGAAUAUUUUGUAAAAGAAGAAAAACGACAAUUCAUAUAUGCGUACAUGAAAAAAAAAGAACCCAUAACAUGAGAGUUCUCUAAAUUUCCCAUUUUUCACCAAAAAAAUAGACAAAAAAAAGAAUGAAGAGUAUCAAUAGGAAAAAAAUAUAUAUAAAGAAAACCACUUUCUGUAACUUAUUUUUUAGAAUGUGGAGCGUGCUUAAUUUUUUUCAAAACCAAAAAUUAUGACAAUAUGUUGGAGAAAUGAUUUUUUUAUCACUUCUUUGAAUUUUUCUUUUGUCUUCUCCAUUGAAAGAAAAAAAAAUUACUGAAUAUCUCAUGCAAAAGAGAAAUAUCUCUAAAUCCCUCUCAGGAACUGUAUUGAAAAAUUAGCUCCUAUUGGACUAUAUUUUUUUAAGAGUUCCUAGAUGCAAAAAAAACAAGAGCUGUGAAAGAAUAAUUUCUCCAUGAGACAUUCCGUAUUUUUAUAGUAAGAUAUUUCACUUUUUUUUAUUCAUAGCAAAAAUAUUAUGUUAAUUAUUCAAUAUUUAUAUUUAAAAAAAAAAUAUAGCACAAAAUUUGACAAUGAAUGAAAGACGUGAAUGAAAAAAACAUAUCUUCCAACCUAUUUUCAUAAUUGGAUACCUAGAAAAAACCAUCAACUAAUUUAUUAUAAUGGAAACGAUAAGUGGAAUUUUGUAAAAUAAUCAUUUUCCUAAAGACUGCGGUUAAAAAAAGGGGAGAACACAUUAACAUUGAACUUGUGUCGUUAUGUGACAGGGUUAUAUGACAAUUUUGACACCUAAAGAAACUUUAAAAAAAUAGAGGUAAAAUGAACCUAAAUGGCGAUCAAGUAGCUCUAAGAUUGAACCGUGAGCGGUGAUCGGCAAAUAAUGUGCCGAUCUGAAUCUCAAAAUCGGCAGAUCGGCACUACUUUGCUAAGAAAUCGGCAGAUCGGCAUGAUAUCGGCAAAUUGACACGAGAUUGACAGAUCGGAAGCAUUUUUGGAAAAAAAUAUAGACAGAUCAGCGGCCUUUUUAUUUACCCCUUGAGAUUUUCAAUUCCCUGUCACAAAAACCGAAAUUGUACUUGAUGUACCGAAAAUACUGAAAUAUUACUAUUUGUCCUGAAGCAUAGAGCUAGCAGUCAGACUAAAAGUACAAGUCAAAAGAUGGAGCUCGUAAGAUUUUCGGCUUUUUUAAAUCGGCUCUUAAAAUUCGGCUCUUAAAAUUCGGCUCUUUUAAAAUCGGGCUACUUUUAAUUCGGACGGUAGUUAAAUUCAAAAAAAAGUUUGUUAACAUUUUUCAAGUUUGAUUAUGAUUAUCAAAUGAAGCAAAUAUACUCAAAUUUGCCAUGGUUUAUCUUAGUUCUGAUGUGUUUUUGCAAUAUUAAGGAGUUUUCAUGAAUUUUACCAUAAAUAUGAGUAUGUAAACUCAUUAUGUGUAUGCAGAUGAACAAAAAAUCGUUGCAAUUCAAAAAGUUUGUUGCCCGAAUUUCUCUCCAAUUCGAGUGACAUUUCGGUCCCAAAUGCCCGAACUUGAGAGAGUUUAUUGUAUAUAGGCCUGAUUAAGUCCGACAGCCAAACCGUAAAAAGAGUGAAAAUAAAAAAAAAUCGUACUAAACUUACGAACUUUUGAAUGACUCGUUAAUUCAAAGUUUAUUACGUUUCAUCUCUACGAUUAGAAAAAUAGGCAAUUUGAAAUUGAAGAACUUCAGAUUAUCAAUCAGCAAUCGGAGAUCGAUUUAAAGAUCCAAAGUUAAAGACUGAUCUUAGAAAUGACGGGAAAAUUUUGAAAGUUAAAGGUUUCCUGACUAAGGAUCGAUACAGGUUAAUAAAUCAAUGUUAAAGAGUCUUUAAACGAAAUCAUUUCGAAAUAUGGCCCACUCUGCUAAGAUUCGAUGAGUCUCAAGUAUCUCACAGUGAUUUUAUUUCAGAGGUGAAAUCUUUCUACGAUUUGCCAUAAUCCCCUCAUGUGUGUCUCGGCUAAAAUUGAAAAUCAGACAAAUUGUACAAGAAAAUUAUUAAAUUCUAAAUUAAUAGACUUGGAGAACUUUUCUAGAAGGAAAAGAUAAUUAAGUACCCGUAUGACAAAAGGAUUUUGUGUAAAAGUCCCUAACGUAAAACAUCUUAGGUACAAAAUUUUUUUUAAUUUUAAAUUAUUUUCUUGGAAAUUGGACUUUUUUCUCCUAUUUUUAAUUAUAAUUGAACGUUAUAAUUGUGGAGGUCAGAGCGAAAAUGGCACAUAUCCUAUGUUUAGGAUAUGUGCCAUUUUUGUUCUGAGCUCCACAAUUAUGUAACUUAUCUUCGAAGGUGGGUUUCUGAGCUAAAUUAUUAUCAUAAUAAGGUCCAAUUUCAUUUAAAAAUAAUAGGGAAAUGUAGGCAUGGUCCGCACAUAGUGAACCUUCAAACAACGCUAAUUUUCUCUUUGUGUGCAAAGAGCUAGUUCUUAAUUUCAUAGCCAUAAGAUAGAUAAUUAUUAAUCUUAUGAGUUGAGAUGAGAAAUGACGAACUACCUCUUUGCAAACAAAGAAAAUUCGCAUCGUUUGAAGGUUCACACUGUGCGAACCAUGCCAACAUUCCCCUAGAGAAAACCUAAUUUCAAAACUGAUCCAAUUCAAAGAUGCCCCCUGUCUACGUACAGAUUUUUGUAAAAUAUUUCCAAUAUAACAUUUUUCUCGUUGAGGAUUAGCAGAGGUAAAGCUCAAUGAUGGAUUUUAAUUUUUAAAUAAUGAUUUCAAAUCAGAAUAUAUUUGAUUAAAUGGGUCUUCGUUUCUGAUUUAGUAUAACUGUACGAAAUUUCGGCCAGCUUACAAUAUCGACCACCUCUUUUAUUCGUCAAUUUUCCAUGAAUUUUUAAUUUUUGCAUACUGUAGAGAUUAUGCAAAGCAAAAGAAAAAAUACAAACGAAUGAAAUUAUGUGAAAAAGAUUUUGAAAGAAUUCCAGAAGGACAAGGAACAAUGAGAAUUAAAGUGUCCGAAAUAUUACCCAGAACAAUGUCUACAUUUUUAUUUAUUUUAAAAUAUAUUAAGAAUGAGUUUAGACAAUAAACUAUCGAUAAGGUUCCAAACAACACUCCUUUAAAUAUCCUGAAUAAUAUGGAUUUUAUUUUUCUGAUUAUUCUAUAUUAACUUUAUUUUGAUGAAAAUAUUUCACAAUGUUAUGGGGACUUUAUGUCAAUAUGUUUGUAGAAUACUUUAAGGUUUUACUUUAUUUUUUUCUUUCACCGUUUUAGAACACGAAAUAUUCUCACGAAAUUAUUCUAAAAAUUUGAAAUUCGAAAAAUAAAGUUUGUUAACGUCGCAGUUCAAUGAUUCAUUUUACAAAAUUCCACCAAUUGAUUUCUGUCUUUUUUUUCUAAAUGAACAUUCCAUUUUUAUCAUGUGACUUUCAAUGCACAUUUUUUCUAGAGAGACACUUUUUUGUCCAUCCAAAAGAUUUUUUUUUAAAAAACAUAAAAUUUGAACAAAUUUAUUGAGACUCUUUUGAAAUGAAUUUUACUUUUUUCCUCACAAAAUAAUAAAAAGAAAAGAUAAAUUUUAACAUAUGUAGAAUAUUCUUAAUUUUAGACUCAAAAUAUAUACAACACAUUUUUGUAGAAUUGUGCCUUUUCACAAUUGAAAAGAUAUAAGACAAAAAAAAUACGGUAAAGAUGGUAAAAAAAAAUAAUUAUUUUUUAGGAGGGAAAUUUUAUCAAAAAUAAACUCAAUUCCGACACUUCAACUGAAAAAUAAUGAAAAAAAACAUACACAGAAAGAAGAAUCACUGAAGGUAUAAAUGGUUAAAAGAAAAAAAAAAUAGAGAAAAAUUGCACAACUUGGCUAUUUUUCGCAUUUCUUUCUUUUGUUAACAUUCAGUAUAAAGAUGGGAAAUUCUAUCUAGCAAAUACUAAACCUUAAGUGACGGAAGGGUUAAAUUAUUUACAAAAGAACUUUACCAUAAUGGGGGAAAAAGUUGAAAACAUAAGAAUUAAAAGCACUGUAGAGCGAUGUAAAGUUAAAAAAAACUGCGGUUUCAAACCUUCAUUGAGGAGAAAAUAAAUUUGAAAAGAAAAAUAAUUUUGUCUUGCGGGAAACUACAAUAUUUUCUUGAUAUAUUUGGCACCUUUUUUCCACACAGUUUAUUUUUGCCAUCAAAUGCAAAGGUGCCAAAAACAGUGUAGACAAUGCAAUCGGACAGUUUAUACAGAUAAGAAAAAUCGAAAUUUUUGGUUUGUUUAUUUUUGAAUGAUUAAGAAUGAAGAAAUUUUUUAUACGACUGUUUUUACAAGAAAUUAGAAGAAAGAAAAUCAACUGAAAAAAUGGUUAAAAUCGUUAGAGAAAAUUUUGAAAUGGGGUUUAUUUGGAUCAUUGAUUUGAUAGAUUACGGUUAGUUAUAUCGGCCAUUUGACGUUACAGGGGUAUAACUUCUCUAGAGAAAUUUAUUGUAAGUUGAUCAAUUUUAAAAUUCCUCUACCUCUUUUUUUCUGUAAAGAAAAAGCGAUAAAAAUAAGGAAAAUGAUAGUAAAGCUGUGUCAUCCACAAUGAACUUCCGGAUAGAGUUAUGCCCCUGUAAUAUUGAAUGGACGAAAUAGCCAGUAAAUGCCACAAAGAACAGUUAGGGUAAGUGUGCCAAAUUCCGGCCAACUUGCAAUUCCGGCCACCUUUUUUGUUCCUCGAAUUUUCAUGAAUUUUUAGUUUUUACAUACUCCAGAGAUUAUACAAUGCAAAAGAAUAACAAAAAAUGUAGCUUCGACAAACGAGAAGACGUGAAAAAGACAUUUGAAGAAUUCCCGAAGGGCAAGAAACUAUGAGAAUGAAGGUGGUCGAAAUAGGACACCAAAGUUAUGUCUACAUUUUAAGAAUGAUUUAAGAAUGAUUUUGGAGUAAAUAAAGACGAUAAACUGUCUACAAGGUUCUAAGCAACAAUCCUUAACUAGAAGGAAUGAAAAAAAAUUAAUUUCUAUUAAAGAUAUUAUAUUUCAAACUUGAGACUGGCGCUUGCAUGCAACUAUGCCGAAAUUUGGCACACUUACCCUACAGAAGAAAAAUAUUAGAAAUGAACAUUUCACAUCGCAAUGAAGGCUAAAUUCUGCUCCAAAAGGUAAUUUUUCUGCAGAAAUUUGUAAAUUCAAUUGAAAAUUUGUUGACUCUGACUUUUUUAAUUUCUAAUGGGUCCGGCAGACUUCAAAUCAAAAUUUACAUAACUUCUAACACGUUUUUCAUAUGUCUAUCUCAUUCUUUCGCAUUCCAAAUUCGAUUGAGCUAAAUUCAAUUUGUUGUGAUGUUUAAAAGAAGAAGAAGAGUAUGAAAGAAUGAAAUAGACAUGUGCAAAAUGCAUGAGAAUGAAAGAGAGAUUCCAAUUUGGACUUCAUAAAAUUUUCGUGAUCUAAAAGGAACCAGGGUACUUAAGUGUACCAGAGCAAUAAUAAUUCCUUUCUUAUUGCUCCAACACAACUUUUAGAUCACGAAAAUUUCAUGAAGACGAAAUUCGAAUCUGUGUUUUUAGGCACUUAGCAUACAUCUAUCUCAUUCUUUCAUACACUCCUUAUUUUAAACAUCAAAACAAAUUCAAUUCAGCUCAAUCGAAUUUGGUAUGCACAAGAAUGAGAUAAUGGCUCCGCCACACCUUUUAGAUCAGGAAAAUUUCAUGAAGUCAUAAUUUGAAUCCCUUUCUUUCUCACGAACUUUGCAUAUGUCCAUCUCAUUCUUUCGCAUUUUAAAUUCGAUUGAGCUAAAUUGAAUUUGGAGUGAUGUGAGAGAAUGUGAGCAAGAAAGAGAUUCGAAUUUCGACUGCAUAAAUUUUUCCUGAUCUAAAAGGUGUGCCGUAGCCAUAAACAUUUACAAAACGUGUGAACAAAAAUUGGAUGCGAAUUUUGACUUUAUGAAAAUAUCCUGAUCUAAAAGGUGUGCCGGAGCCAUUAUGGCACUGGUACACCUUUUAUAUUGGGAAAAUUUCAUGAAAACAAAAUUCGUCUAUCCCACUCUUUUGUACUCAACAUUCGAUUGAACUAAAUUUAAUUUGGUAUGACGUUUUAAAGAAGAAUAAGAAGACUGCGAAAGAGUGGAAUAGACAUAUGCAGAACCUUUGAUAAAGAAAGGGAUGUGAAUUUAGAUUUCAUGAAGUUUUCCUGAUCUAAAAGGAAUGCCAGAGCCAUUACUGAUUAUUUAAAAUUAUCGCUCUAGCACACCUUUUGGGCCAGGAAAAUUUCAUGAAAUCGAAAUUCACAUUUCUUUCUUAAACGUUUUUCACUCUACUCCGUGAUUUCGUAUUUGAAAUUAGAUUGAUUUAAAAGGUGUUCCAGAGCCGUUAGAUUUCCCAAUGAAGAAUUUUCCCUCUCAGUUUAGAAUCUUGAAUAUCGGUCGUGAUUGUGAUCAUCUUUAGUUGAAAUGUCCUUUUAAAAAAUUCUCCUUUGUAAUUUUUACAAACUUCUGUAGAUUCUACUUUUGGCAGAAUAUUGACAAGUGUUUAAGGUGUCAACAAAUUUUGAGAUAAUUAUAUUUAAAAGGAAAAAAACUACAUAGUAUGAAAAUAUUGAGAAUAUUUUACAUAUUACAAAAGAAAAAAAAGAAGCAUUAAAUAAAAAAAGGGAAGAAUGAGAAAAAAGAGAAUGCUAUUAAAUAAAGACUAAAAACUUAAAAACAAAUAUAGAAUGAAAGAGAAGAGAAGGAUUGAUAUUUUUUUCAAUUUUAUGAAAAAAAUGUUCCAAAGUUGCACUUUUUAACAAAAGAUUAAAAAAAAUAUUCUCAAAAAUAAAUAAUUAAAAAAAAACAAACUGAAGGAUUGUGCGCAACUCUCAAAAUGAAUUAUUACAUGAAAUAAAACAAAUAAAAAAAGAAACAGUGAGAGGAGGAAACAUUAGAAAAAAGAAACAUUAUUUGUAUUAAAAAUAUAUUAAAUGAAAGUGGAGAAGCAAGGAAAAAAAAGUGAGAAGAAAGGUGAAUAUACAAGACAAACUAAACUGAAGUAGAGACGGUAAAGUACGUUUAUUUGUAAAAAAAAAAACAAUCCCGACUGAUAACAACAAGAAUUAAGAAAAAUAUAUUUAAAAAAUAAAGUAAGAUGAUGAAAAUGACAGGAGACAAUUAUCUUGAAAAAAAAAUGAGAAGAGGAAGAAUUAAAAAAAAAAAGAGAUGAGAGAUCGAAGAAAGAACCUCUUUCGUAGUGAAAAUAAAUUUUAGUAUAAAUAAAAAAGAAAUGAUGAAAAAUGCACUGUAAGUGAAAAAAGUAGAAUAAGUAAUUUUAUUGCUGAUAAAAAAGCGGGGAAAGUAUUUAAAGAAAAAAAAAGUAAGUGGAUUUUUGUUUGAGUUUUUUUUUUCCAAAAAGAAAUUUUGUGGUGCGCAACGUAGUUUUUUUUUCUGAAGAAGAAUCUUCUUAUUUCUUUUAAGAGAAAAAAAUCUAGAUAUUUAAGAAAUUAGGGUCAUCUGCAAAAUUUAAAAAGAAACUAUAGAAAACUAGCAGAUGAAAAGUGAAUUAUUUAAAAAGAAAAUACUGUUAAAUUUAAAAAAUAAGAAAUUUAUUGAGUUUUUUUUUUGUUUAUUUCAAGCAAAAGAAAACUCAAUGAAGAGAAAAAUCCACAAGAAAAAAAAUUCCUCAAAAAAAAAGAUGGUGAGAAAUUUACAUUUUAAGAUUAAGGAAUAGUAAAAGAAAAAAGAAUGAUUAGAAAAAACACGCUAAAGAUGAAAAUAUAGUUUUUAAAAGAUAAGAGCAAAAAGGAAAAUGAUGGAAAAAAAUCGUAGAUGAUUAGACUUUUAAGUGGAAGAAUGGAAGAAGGAAGAGGAAAUCUUUAGGUAAUUUAAAAAAAAAAAUGAAGAAUGAAGGAAAGAAACUAGUUUUAGGAUUAAAUGAAAUCUUAGGGGUAAUAAGAAGUCUUUUCUUUUUUUUUGCGAUAAAAUAUUUAUAAGAUGUCUUCUUUCAUUUCUUCUGUGAGUCGAUAAGAAAGAAAAUAAGUAAUUUAUUUGUAAAAAGGAAUUUUAAAAAAAAAGAGAAAAUGAGAAAAAACUGAGACACGCUUCCGAUGAAACGCUCAAACUCUAUCAGUGAAUAGAUUGAACAUUGAAAUCUACCAUUUAACCUAUUUUUUUCUUGAUGUGUUUUCCGUAAAAAAAAAGAUCACAGAGAGAAAUUUCUAAAGUAAAUAAGAGGUUAUGUUGCAAAAUGACAUUUUAUUGGGGGCUGAAUUUAGGGUUACCUUAAAUAUUCACAAAGGAAAUUUUGAAUUGAAUUUAAAAAAAAAUAUAUAUACAAAAUUGUGAGCAAUAUUUCUGCAAUUAAAAUAUUUCUAGGUUAUGUUGCAUUGCAUCUAGGUUAUGUCGCAUAUCCUAACCUCAACAUUUACAAUACAAUCUCUUGUCUAUUAAAAUAUUUUUCACACAAAAAAGUUUAGAAAUUGACAACGGUCUAAGUUCAAUGUAAAUUUUUCUGAAAUAACAUAACCGUAAUUGAAAAAAAAUCAAAAGAAAAUAAUUUUUUUUUUUAAGAAUUUGUUCCUUUUUUUAUAAAUAAGCAAACUUUCGACAAACAAGAUUGUAAAUGUUUGUCAUAAGUUUGACAAUUUACAAUUUUUCAUACUUUUCUCAUGCUUUUUUUUCUUGAAAAUCUUGAAUUUAAUUGUUGAGUUCGGGGUUGAUCCCAAGACGUCCUUUGGCAAGAUUCUGAAUUUGAUUCAGCCACCUUGUCCUAGGUCUUUCCCGAGGUCUCUAACCAUUAAUUUUUUUUAUAGGUGAUUGAUUCUGAGACAAAUAUGUAGAUUUUUAAAUCGUUUCAAAACAAAAAUUCAUUUGAAAAAUCAUAAUGAUUUUGAGUUUUCUUAUUUAGUUGAGAAGUCGACAAUACUGACCAGACCAUAAUCUUAAAAAAAAAUUGAUAGGACGAAACUUUAAAAAAUAUAAACAAAUUAUAAGGUGUGUCCGCAAAAUAAUUUCUCAAAAGGUACAAAAUCGUAAGACCUAGAUAAUCUAUUUGGAUGAAAAAUUAAAAAAAAUGUUAGGUUAUGCAUAACAUAACCUAGCAAAAAACCGAAAUUUAAAAAAAUCUCAAAAUAUUAACUGUUCUUUUCACAUUUUGUACUAAUUUUCUCAUUUAGUAAAAUGGUUUUGAGGUUAGCAAAGAGAAUUUAGGGUUAUUUAUUACCUUACCUAGAAGACUAAUGUCUUGUUACAAUACUAAAUUUUUAAGUACAAUAUACCGAGCCCUCUUUGUGUUAUAAAUUCUAAAAUUUAUAAAACGUUUGUUUCUUAAUUUAACAAGAACUUAAAGACCAUUAAAUAUGGGCCGAAUUUUUUAAUUCAUUGAGGAUAGAAUUUGAUAUAAGUAGGUUUGGAGACAACAUUAAUAAAGUUAUUUGUGGAUAAUUCAUCCUCAAAACGGUACAUUUAACGAUUUUGCUAUAUAAAAGUAAGCAGCUUGAAUGUUUGAGGUUAGACUGGAUAAUAACCUAAAAUUUUUCACAUUAACCUUCAAGAAAUACUUUUUUCUUAUUUGAGAAACAAAUAACAGAUUCGAAACGUUGGCCAAUAAGAACUAAUUUAAUAAUGAGAUAUCAAAGAUGGAUAUUCCAAAUUAGACAUCGUACAAAUAACAGGGGUGGAAUAAUAACUUUUCGACACUAUUGAAUCGAUAGUGUCGAUAAAUCUAUAUCUGUUAGGUUAAGUGCAUAUUGACCUUUUACGCAUUAUUGGGCUACUCAUUGUGACAUUCUUAAAAGAAAGAGAUCGUUGAUAAACAUAUAUAUCGCUCCUUGGAAAUUACAAGGGGUCAACUUACUUUUUUUGCGAUUUUGAGAUUCUAAUACACUUAGAAAGACAAUUUAAUAAAUUUUCAGAUGAUAUAAGUAAUUAAAUUUCGUUAUUAGAAAAGCUUUUCAAAAUUUUAAUCUUUUUGAUAACUUGCAUAAUUUUGUUUGAAGUAAAGGGGCACAAAAUAUAUUCAUCGUUCAAAUCAGGGGCAUGACGUUUCCUAUUUUUCCCAUAUGUUUCUAGCGUGCCGAAAAAACUUUGGAGUUUAUUCGGUGUUUUCUGUCAUUGUGGAAUGAAUUAGCAAAAAAUACAAUUACAAAAUAAAAGCCAAUUUAAUAUGGAAUGGGCAACCGAAAACCCCAAAUUGGCGACCUACGUAGUUUCGGAGAUAUCUCAUGAAAUGUGUACGAAAACAGGAAAAAAUUUACACUAAAACUGGUCGCAUUUUUCAGAGCUAAUGUCACCUCCCUGAUUCAAAUUUUUAUGACACAGGGGACUAACUAAAGCAAGUUGAUCCCGUGUCAUUCUAAUUUCUUGAAAAUUUGCGCAUCAUUUAGAACGACAAGGAGCUAACUCAUAAGAAAAACAUAUUUUGAAAGGUAAAAAUAUGAAAGUUUGAUGUUUAUAUUAGUGUGCUCAUACAAAUAGAAAAGAAAUAAAUUGUCUUUGUUCAGUCAUUAAAUUAAGAUACUUAUUUACACAAAGUUGAAUCUUUCAUGCUGUCUCCUAAAAAAUGGCCGAAAAUUGGUUGGCCCCUUGUAAUUUCCAAGGAGCGAUAUUAUCUACAGGAAGUGGAGCCAUCAUUUGAUUUUUGCAGAAUCGAUAGUCGAUAGUAUCGAAAAUAAGUUAUCAUAUCACCCCAGAUCUUUUUAAUCUUGUUUAUUCGAGAAGAAAAGUAAUCAAACCUUAAGGCCCCUUAGGUCUUUUGUACACUGCACUGGGAGGAUUUUUUGUAAAAAAAAAAUUAAAGAAAAUUUCUCAAAUUUAAAAAGGGAAAUUUUUGCCGAAUAUUGCUUCCAAUAUGUAGAGCCCAAUACGUUUUAAUUUAAUUCAAUCUACAGUCAAGUUCCUCAAACUCGAACGAUACAAUGCUUGAAUUCAAAAUGCUUUUUGAGGUUAUGUCAACAGAAUCAAGUUUAAAAUUCAAUGACGAAAUAAAAACCAUUCUUCCUCGCUGCUUUCUGUGGAUAAUAUCUUAUAUUUACCGAAAGUGCAGUGGACUGUGACCGCCUCCUGUUCGUAAGCUUUUUUUUACUUCUAGAACUUAAGGAUGGCCUUUACCGAUCCGAUCUACCAUGUCUGACCGGUGAGAACCGUUCUUGAACAUUAGAAUUAAAGAAAAGCUUAAGAAGAGAAGGGUGUCAAAGUUACUUAUCGAUGACAGUCACCCGGAUCUACGGUAUAUUGAAUAAAAAGAGGAAUUUGAACAUUUUGGAAUUUUAGGUUAUGUUAAAAAUGUCUUUUUUGGUUAUGACGCUUUUAAUAAAAUGUUAUUUGACAGCAUAACCUCUUGUUUUUUUUUUAUGAAAAUGUCUCAAUAAUGUCCAACGCACAAUAACUUUUGUUUUGUAAACACGUUUUUAUCAUUUCAAUGAGAGUGAAUGAAACAGAGAUCUAGUUAUCUCGUUUUCUCUCAUAGGAAAUUUUGAAAACGUAUUUACAAACAAAAGUUAUUGUGCGUUGAGCAUAAGUGUUAUUUUUUGAUGAAUUUAUGAUUAAUUCUUUUCAAAAUGUAACAUGAAUAAGAUAAAAAAAAAUGAAAAAAAAACAAAUCACUAACCUUAAGAGUUUGAAACUUCCAUUGUGAAGAAUGUGCGCGGGCUUCCACCUUGUGUUUACCCAUUGAUUUCUUCCUUUACAAAACAGAAAGAUAACAUAAAAACUCCAAUUGCAAAAGAAAACUUUACAAAAUAUAGAGAGAAAUUAAAUUUAAUGAAAAACAAUCUUUCUGGUUCUGUAAAAAAAAUGGUGUUAGAGGCCCAUAGUAUUAAAUUUUAGGAGAAAAAAAAAUAGUUUUUAAGGAAUUAAAAAUCUUUCAAGUUUUUUUUUUGUCAAAGAAUUUCCGUUUUUUUCCUUCUCUUGAGAGUUAAGUAAAAAAAAAACUACCGCCUAGUCGUAAGAAAUGAAAGAGAAAAGAUGAUGAAACACGUAAAUUUUAAGGAUGAAAAAAAAUGAAGAAGAGAGAAGAAAACCGAUAAAAAUCACUGAUUCCAGUGACUAAAAAAAAAAUAUAGAAAUUGAAAUGAAGAAAUUGAUAGUGCGUAGAAAUUAGUUGAUAAAAGGAAUAAAAAAAAACAUGCUGUAGUUUUAUAAAAUCUAGACAUUAGUUGAAGUAGAAAUGUAGAUUUUAUUACUAUUAAAUUACCAUUAAAACAACAAAAAAAAAGAAAGGAAAAAAAGAAUGAGAAAAAUUAGAUAAAACACAGAAUACACUACUAGAAUUUUUAUUGCUGACACACACCAGAAAAAAAUGUUAAAAGAUCUUUUUUCACCCUCUUCUCAUCCACAAGAGGAGUAGCUUAAAAAAAAGAAGUUCGUGUGGAAAGAGGGGAAAAUUUUCUUUCAAUGCAAGAAAAAAUAAAAUCCAAUGAAAAAAAAAUAAAAAUUCACAGUAGUGUUAAAUUAUUUUUUCUAUCAUAAGUGAAGAGAGAAGAAGAAAAAAAGCUCAGAAGUUAAGAGAUUUUUAGCAUUAGAUUUUAAAAGAAUUAAAAGAAUGAGAGAAAUGUUGCAAGAUUUCUUUGAAUAGUGUUCUUUAAAAAAAAACAACAAGUGAAAGCGUCGAUACACACAAAAAAAAACUACACACACUUGUAAAAAACAAGAAGUAGAUGGAGACGAUGAAGUCUCUCAAAAGAUUGAAGAGAUGAGCAAGAACAACUUUUUAAAUUAGCUAUGUAAUUAGUUAGGUUUAAAAUUUAAAUUGAAUUUUAGUCAUUCUAAAGAAGAAAAACUGAGAGAAAGAGAAAUAAAGUAAUUGAAGGAAAAA
This is a messenger RNA of Phlebotomus papatasi, 19534 nucleotides long. It is a transcript of the gene shep, whose product is annotated as protein alan shepard. Lineage: Eukaryota; Metazoa; Arthropoda; Insecta; Diptera; Psychodidae. Gene Ontology annotation, cellular component: cytosol; nucleus; ribonucleoprotein complex. Gene Ontology annotation, molecular function: mRNA 3'-UTR binding; poly(A) binding; poly(U) RNA binding. The record is from RefSeq and is a predicted model, not a curated record. The transcript is spliced from 12 exons. The coding region runs from base 2838 to 4340 and encodes 500 amino acids.